Tripterygium wilfordii is the source of this 1513-nucleotide messenger RNA. Its product is annotated as probable WRKY transcription factor 50. The record is from RefSeq and is a predicted model, not a curated record. Gene Ontology annotation, biological process: regulation of DNA-templated transcription. The transcript has 3 exons. The coding region runs from base 23 to 520 and encodes 165 amino acids. Gene Ontology annotation, molecular function: DNA-binding transcription factor activity; sequence-specific DNA binding. NCBI's taxonomy places the organism in Eukaryota, Viridiplantae, Streptophyta, Magnoliopsida, Celastrales, Celastraceae.
UUGAACUCCAGUUUACACAACAAUGUUAACAACUCGUUUAGAGUUACCUUAUUGUCUCAAAUCAAUGUCUGGUUAUAAUUCUUGGCCGCCAUGUUCACCUGAGAAUGAGAAUGGCAAGUUUGAGCUCUCAGAACAGUAUUUCAUUGAUGACUGGCUAGAGGAAGAUCCAUCAACUUAUGUACUUUCAGACUCUCCUGGUCAGAACCUACAACGUUAUCAAGAAAGUGUACAUGACUCGGGGGGAUCAAGUAGCCACGAAGGACCAAGUAGUGGAGAGAAGAAGGAAGCUAAAGAAAGAUUUGCAUUCAAAACCAAAUCGGAAAUCGAAGUACUGGAUGAUGGUUUCAAGUGGAGAAAGUAUGGGAAGAAGAUGGUGAAGAACAGCCCAAACCCACGGAAUUACUACAGGUGCUCUGUGGAAGGUUGUCCUGUGAAGAAGAGGGUCGAAAGAGAUAGAGAGGAUCCAAGAUAUGUUAUAACAACCUAUGAGGGCGUCCAUAACCAUCAAAGCUCAUCUUAAUUCUAAAAAUUUGUGUGGUUUGAGUUUGCUAAGUACUUGUGAUGUUACACAACAUCACUUGUUAAAAAUAUGCUUAAUUUUGAGUUACAACCUUUCUUCCAGAAGCUGACAGGUAUUAGGGAUAUAUGUCAAUUACUUAAACAGUUACUAUAAUCUCUAUUAGAGAUUAAAAAAAGAGGUAAACUCCCAUGCACAAGACUCUUCUAGAGGACGGGGAAAAUAUACGCAGGUUUACCCUCACAUACAUAAUAUGUGGAGAGUGUUUCAAAGAAUUGAACCUAUGAACUCUUGGUUGCACCACUAGCCACUAGGUCACAUGUUCACCUUUAUAAUCUCUAUCAGAGAUGAUUUUGUGAAAUUCACAUAUUUAUUGCAAGGUUUUGCUAUAGAAGUAAUCACUCGAAAUCAAAUAUACCAUUUUUUUCUGCUAAUUGUAUGAAGUAAUAAAUAGUUCAAAUCGCAAAACAAGUACGUGGCAGAACUAGCUGAAAUUAAAGAAAGAGCAGAUGAGAAAGUUGUGACCUGUGGUUGGCAGAUGAAACCAUAACCACAAAGAGAAGUUCAACAGGCUGUUGGAUAGAAAACAUACCUAUUCAAAGAGGAUGUCCUGCAUCAAUAGCUCUGACUCCAUUGUUAUUGCCAUGGCUUCAAGAUUUUUGCCGUCUCUAUUCAAGGCUGACGAUGAUGCGAUGAUUCUGAAACCCCUUCCUCUGUCAUCAUGGCUGCAAAGGCUUUUGCCUUCUCCAUUCAAGGCUGACUAUGAUACGAUGAUUCUUCAAGCCUCCCUUUGCUUCUCCUCUCCCCUCUAAAGGAAAGAAAAAAGGUUGAACCCAGUCCACAAGAAUCACACCACCACAGCUUGUUUAUGUGGCUCGAACCUCUGUGGUGCCUAUACUACACCAAUACUGACCAGUCACCAGCAUUGUAUAAUUGUCCUUUUAGGACCACUUGGUGUGAUCUCAUAAAGAAAUAAACAUGUUUUUCAUCUCUUCA